AUGUCUCACUCACCAUCCAACCACGGAUCGACCUCUGGAUUUGAUAUCAUCAGUUCACCUAGCCAUCAUAGCUCCGACAAUCAUGCUGCGUCUCACACCGCAACCUACCGAGAUCCACCCCCUUCUGAGCAUACUGACUCAGAACACGACCAUCCGCACGCUUCCUCCUCACCAUCUCAUCCCUCUUCUCAUCGCUCGUCUCAUCCUCACGUAUCUGACAGCGAGCCCGACGAUUAUCCCGAGACCGCGCCUCCUCGCGACGCAGACGUUGACGACCUCACGGAUCGCUUUGGUAAAGCAUUUUCCGAUGGAUCUCCCCGACGUACUGGCACAUCCAAUCCUCAAGACUCCCAUACAAGUCAGCAAGGCUCUCGAUCCCAUCGCCCGACGAAUAACUCACCACCCAAGGCGCAGUUUAGUGACCAACCCCGAGGCCGAUCGGAUUCGAAACCCAAGGUACUUCCGAAGGGCUUAUCCACUGAAGAACGACGUCAAGCUCGACAAGGACACUUCUCCCACAGCCGAGGAACCUCGCCUGAAUCUGGACGAGAAAGAUCAUCUUCUCGACAUGGUGUCUAUGAGCUUCCUCCGCUCAACACGCGGAAUGCUCCUAGAAAGUUCACAGGUAAGGCCGAAGACAUAGCUGACUUCCUUGACCAUUAUGAGCGACUUCUUAAGCGUUACAAGGUUGUGAGAGAUCGUGAGAAAUGUAACGCACUUCUUCAAUACUGUUCGACGCAAGUCAAGCGGUAUAUUAAAGGAGUUCGUGAAUUUGCCGACCACAACUGGGCAGGACUUAAGAAGAACUUGCUUUUCUACUACGACGCUGAGAAGGCAGACCGCAUGUACACCGCCUGCGAUGUCAUGGAGUUCGCCUACAAAGCCCGUGAGAAGAAGAUUCGCAACUUAGCUCAGUGGAAGCAGUACUACCGACGACUCACCCGACGAUCAGGAGCACUCGUGAACUCUGGCGAGAUUGAGGAAGCAGACGAAGCGUAUUAUCUCUGGAUGGGUAUUCAUCCUGACCUUCAAUCUCAGAUGGAGACUCACAUUGAGAUGAAGCGCGAGUUACGAGGAUCCGACACUGAAGACGAAGAAGAGCAAGAGCCGUAUACGAAUGAGGAAAUUUCCUCAGCCGCUCGUCACCUAUUCAGGAGGAACCGCUUCGUGACUCGUCGGUUCGAUGCUGACCGUUUUGGACAGAGACCAGGAGCAGAAUCCUCGGGUUCCGAGACCGAAUCCGAUGACGAGGGUUCGACAGACGAUUCUGACAUGGAGAAGCUCCGCCGUAAGCUCAAGCUCGGACGCAAGCACAAGACGAAGAAGAAGGAGGCUAAGCGUGAGAAGAAGCAGCUUGAUCGUGUGUCGAAGAUGAACUCACCUACAGAUCUUACUCAGCUUGUUAAACAGCUUAAUGAGAUGAGACCAGAUCAUGAGAUGUACGCACCCAUGUACUACAAGGCAUUGUGCAUGGAUACGACGCAUCGCGUGGAGGAGUUUAUUCGAGCGAAGCCUAUUUUUCAUAGCGAAGAUCAAGCCCGAGCAAAUGGUCUUCCCAUCGCGCCCCAAGCCUCCCGUUCCAAUCGACAGCCUGUCAAGAGUCGCGAAGACCGUCCUCCCCGUCGUACGGAGCCGUAUGGACGACCACCUCUGAGGAAUUAUCAGGACAGACCACCCCCGCCACAUAUGGAUGAAUCGCGCACCUAUCCGACGCCCGCUACAGGAGCUAAUGCUGUACCACCGCCGCCCGGUUGCUAUGGCUGUGGAGAGCGGGGACAUCGGCUCAGCGCAUGCCCCACUAUCGACCAACUAGUUCGUCAAGGCAAGGUACGUCGUGAUCCUUAUUCUGGCCGAGUCACUCUCCUCGACGGAGGUGAUGUCAGGCGCACUCCCGGGGAAAGUACAAUGGCUCAAGCCAUUGAGCGACUAACCUCAGCGAACGUACAUUUCUUCUAUCCAGAUCAGUACGAUAGCGGAAGUGACGACGAUACUAACGCACGAGUUGGGAUGUUUUUUGCAGGAAUUUCGACUUACGGGAUCGACACUUCGGAAUCUGAAGCCGACUACGCCAUCGCCGUGAAUGACUCACAUUGGCAGUCAUUCUACCACUCACAGCAUUCCUGGGAAGAGGAGGAAGACGAAUUCUUUCAAGAGAAUUCGGACGACGACGAGCAGGAAUGGCUUAGCGAUGAGGAAGCCCAUGCAAUGCAUUACGCACCCGGGCCGGCAGUGUACAACAGAACGUUCCCCGCGAAGGAUCGCGCGGAGAAGGAGAAUGUUGGCACCAGAACUCGUCGGGAGAUGAUGGAUAGCGGUUCUCGACGCACUGGAUUGCGGGAUCCCAAGCCCCCUCAAUUGAUUCCUAGCAAGUACCGGGAUUUUCGAAUGCCUGCCGGUGUUCGGAAAGCGCCUCCACCGAAGCCUAAACAACCCACGCGUCCGCCGCGUGAGAUAGGCCGCACAGAAGACGUCGAAAUGGGACCCCCAGCACCACUUGAACCUAAUUCGGCGGACCCCAAGCCAGCGAGCGCGCCCGAUCAGCCACCACAAGAAGAGGGCCCAAGACUCAAUUCAAGCAAGCCCUUUGCCCAGCCGUCUUCGCGUCCGGAAUCCCAGCAUCACCCAACUGAGGCAGGAUCUCCGCCACCUCCCCGACGGGCUGUGCAGCGCGACCCAUACAAGACAUCGCCUCCUGUGAUCCCCGUUGAUGCACGACAGCCUAGAGUGCACUUUCCCGCGGAUGAAGCGCGCGAACGUGUGACCAGACUCGAGCCAGAGAGACCUUUGCGAGAAAUUCGACCGAACCGCGAAAAGAGUGAUGAGCGUCACGCACCAGACCAACCGAAGGUGCGCGUGCGCGGGCCAGCUCGAAUCGCACCGAUUUCCGAAGGGGUCUCUGCAAAGUCGUUCGUCGACAAUAUCCUAGAGCAAGCAGUCACGCUACCUAUCGGACAAGUGAUAGGAGUAGCUUCGAAGGAUGUCCAGGUUGAAUUCCACGAGCGACUCAAGCCGCGUUCGGUGUCGAAGCCUAGUACUUCCAAUCUUGUUGAGUACGAGGAGCAGCACGUUAGCUCAGUCGACGCAUUUGAGGCAGCAGUAGAUACGUACGCUCUCAACCCCGGAGACGACGCGUUAAUCACGCUGAAAGUCAUUUGCGAAGGCCGAGAGAUAAUUGCUAUUGUCGAUACUGGAUCACAGCUGAACGUGAUGAGAGGGGAACUCGCCGAAGACUUAUUCCUGCCCCACCGCCCGAUCGAUCUCGCCGGAGCUAUAGUAAUGAAUGAUGCGAACGGAGGAGAAGCCCGAUUGCGGGGUCUUGUAUCAGAAGUCGACCUGCAGCUAGCAGACUCGGACAUUCUCACAGUCGCGGAUAUCCAUAUCGGUAAGCGUUCACGACCUGACCGACCGGUAGGAUAUGACUUGCUGCUGGGAAGACCAUGGCAACGUCAGAACCUCAUCUCAAUAGACGAGCGCCCAGAUGGUACGUACCUCGAGGUACGCGACCCGAACGACGGGCACAAGCGCUAUGAGUUUCGCGUUCAACGACGUCCAGAUGUCAGUGCGGCUCUUCGAAGACAGCUAGCGCCUCUGCAUGACCGACGAUUAGCACCCAAGCAACGACCUGCACAGGAAAGGUUUGCCAAACAAGGAACAAACACUUACCUCCGUCAGGCCAGUUGCCUCGCGGUCGUGGCAGAGCCACUCAGUACAGACGGAGUCAAGAAGGAGAUUGUCUCUAAUGGGGAAAGAUCUUCGCCAUCAAGAUCUAAUCAAGUCGCGUACACACGGCCAAACAAGCGCGCGAGGGCCUUCUCUACGGACUCCAUCAUCAGUGGCAUCGCACUCGGUAUUGCCUCCCUCAUUCAGUACAUACAAUGUCCAUUGGGAAUCACAUUCUGUUUGGGUCUCGUCUCCCCUCUGCCCAGCACCUACCCGCGCGAUUUUCGGAAGGCCAUGAAGUAUAAGAGCAAGAUGUUCGCCCCCGGUCUCCUCAGCAGAAUACACGGAGUUCCAUCGAUCUUUCUACUCAUUGUCUGUACGCUCCUCCUUCACAUGCACAACGGAUACUUACGCUCCCGCGCAGAAGCCAUGGCUGAUCCCCAACGAGAGCUUCGUCAGCAGCUACGCGCCACCCUUCCGUCCAUCGAGAACUAUUACCUGUUCAAUUGCGCGGGCUUCGACGGCCCUCACGUGUCGCCUUUCCUAGUCCAACGACACCCCUCGGUCAACGGGGAUCGCGCCUUCGGAGCAUGGCCGCGUGUCUGUCCUGUUCCGCAAGGACUGACGCCCUACCAGACUCUGCACGCCGCCGCCGACCUCGCCUUCGACGUCGCUGAUCACGCGCCUCCCGACGAGUCGAUGUAUCAUCCCGUCUCCCUCUCAGGGAUGGGUAUGCCCAUCACGAUCGACAAGCGGGAUGAGCACGGUAACGUGUCGACGCAACUCGUCUGGCAUAAUGCCUGUCUCUCCGGCUACGACGAGGGCACCCGCAGCACCUAUACGCGUGUAGGUCACGCGAUCUGUCAUUUCUUCGACGACCAUGCGCCCGGCAACUACGUCUUCCCCGUCGCCACCGUCCAACCGCCUUACUUCAAGCGCAUUACCGCGGCCGGACGCAACCUCCACGUCUACGAGCCCUCCGUGUUCCAGCCCCCUACUGGAACGGUGGUAUCAUAUUUCGCCAGCGCGGAGACGGACGUGCCCGACGCCCCGUCUCGCCGCGGACCGAUUCCUUUUUUCCUACGCAACCACCCGCAGUAUCUCAAGCAUUUCCACCAGCGACUUGGCGACGAGCUAGUACGCCGGUUUCUCGACGAGCGCACGACCAUCCAGUACCCGCGGGCCUGUCGUAUCGGCACCGACACCGGGCUCGACGAAGACAGCGACGACGAGGAGCCUCGCUUCAUAGCGUGCCCUCCUCGUGAGCUGGGUCCCGACGUGUCCGACUGGCUAGUGGAGGACGCCUUUGAGCCGACGUCACCGACGUCGCCCCUGAGCAAUUCGGGAGACGUUCGGAUGAGCGCGCGCACGGAGGACCGCGACGCAGACCGCGAUGACGAGGACGAAGAAGUAGACGACGGAGACGACGAUGAAGACGACGGCGGCACCCAGCACGCCGAGGAGGGCACGCCAGACGACGCGUCGGGCAUCACUAGCCUCAGUUACGCGUCCAGCGACUCUUCGAGCCCCGAUCCGCUCGCACUCCCAAGCACCGUCAAGACCGACGCCGAGGAGAUUAUCGAGCCCGACGAGGAGCGUCCCUCGCGCAUGACGCGCGCCUCUCGCUCUCAGCGCACUUCGAAGUGGGUAGGACACUACACCUUCGGCGAAACCGCCCUUCUCGCCGACUCGCGCGCCGAUAUCGUGGAGAUGCCGCUUGGUAACCGCGACGCCCAGGUACUCCUUCUCACCACACGCGACGCACGAGCUAACACGCCUCAUCCUUUCUUCAAGAAUGGGGUCAAGCGUGCGCUUCCCGUGGUGCUCGAUAAGCGGCCCUGCGAGGACGAACUUCGACCGGAUUUUACCGUGGCUGGGGGCCUCUCAAGCGGCGCCGACUCCUCAAGCCGUGAGCCUGCCAAUGGCGCUGCGACCCCCGACGAUCUAGCUUAUCCUUCCGACUCUUCGAGCGCCUCGUUCUCGCCCUUCCAUAUCGCCCCGCCGACGUCUGCCAGCGAUAUCUCACCAUACGACACGCCGCUUUGUCCUCCCUGCCUCAAGAAUCUUCACCCAGGGGACGUGUACAAAGGCUGUCCAGACCCUAUCGAGCAUCGCGCGCGCGCCAAGGCGACGAUAGGGGGAGAGAUUUCCAUGGGGUACGACUCCGAUUCCGAAUCUAUUCCCGGCCUAUGCUUAUCCCCACCCGCCAUUUACAGUUCACUUCCGCCUCAGCUACGUCGAGCUCAGUCCUUGCCCGCUAUCGCAGUACACUGCCCGACGUCACCGAGCUCAUCCGAGCUGAGCUCUAUCGUCUUUGCGAACCCCGACACGGGUGAUGAUCAUCGCUUGUACGUGCACGCAACUCGCAGUCCGUCGAACGACUCCAUUGACUACGAGACAAGUGCGUUCCGUCCGCCUUCACGCGCGUCUACACCGCCAUCCUCGACGUCCUCCUCGAUGCCGCCGCUUCAGGAGGACCGGCAUUGGUACCCUCGGCCUAAUAAGUCCUCGAUGGAAGAUGUUUGGCACGACCUACGGCGCAUCGGCACGACAAUCGACCUCAUGCACUCUCUCGAGGACGCAAUCGGCUUACUUAUUGCACGACGACAAAUGGCAUCACGACUCACCGGCGAAGAACGCGCGAGAGAGCUGAAGGCCGUCAUCGCUGUCGUGGAGAAGCGCCUUCUCGACAUGAUCGACCUCAACGAGGACGAGAUCAUCCCGGACGACUUCGGCCAGCCGCCAUACGAGGUCAUGGUUCAAUUUCGCUCAUCGCUUCAGCGUGCUCGCCUCGCCAUCUGCGAUCUCCUCAUGCACGAAAUACACCAGGACGACACGCUGGUCAGCGAAGGCUGGCACCAGAUCGACCUCGCGCCGCCCAGUAUGCUCAACGAGUUUCGCUCGCGUUGCGUCACCAACGAAGACCGACUCCUACACGAAUGGUAUCACCUGUCGCUUCCCCACCUACCCGAGGAUAUCGGCGGCGUCCCGCCCGAACUCUCAUAUGCCACCCGUGACGAGUUCAUUGAGAUCUCGGAGAAGCACCGUGACUACGCGCUUCCGCCACCCAUUCGCGAAGUUGCGCCGCCAUCCCUUGCUGGCCCGAUCACCGACGCGCUCGACAAGGUUCAGCUACCCGCGACGUUCAACCCUUUCCUCUACCAGGAGGAGGCGCUGUUCCUACUCGCCUUUGCGGACGCGAUUACGGGCUACCGCAUGCAGACUUCUCGGAGCAAUUACUCGACUAUUCUCAUCACCGAACCGGACGAUACACGUGCGCUCGUCGCCCGAGAACUGCCGCAUACCGGCUAUCUCGUACGUGGCUGGUUACGCGUUGGCUAUCUCGGGGGACCGCAUCGCUUGGCUUCCUCUUUCGCGCGCGCGCGAGUGGAGCAGCAACGCGGCCCCCAGCGGCUUUAG
Molecule: messenger RNA, 7080 nt
Organism: Schizophyllum commune H4-8
Lineage: Eukaryota; Fungi; Basidiomycota; Agaricomycetes; Agaricales; Schizophyllaceae
Exons: 2
Coding region: 1-7080 (2359 amino acids)
Molecular function (GO): zinc ion binding; nucleic acid binding
Source: RefSeq, a predicted model, not a curated record